Prunus armeniaca (apricot) is the source of this 795-nucleotide messenger RNA. NCBI's taxonomy places the organism in Eukaryota, Viridiplantae, Streptophyta, Magnoliopsida, Rosales, Rosaceae. The record is from the annotation of a GenBank genome assembly.
AUGGAUAAAGCUUACUGGUGCAAAUACUCGAAACCGUCAAGCUACGACACGCCAUGGCCACUUGCUGAUGGAUGGGAUGACUGUGCAGACAAUGGGGUGUUCAUGUUGGACAUGCCGGAAGAACAAUGCCGGAAAGCCUCGUCCGGACAGCAGGAAACGUCUGCUGUGACAUUUCACACCCUUACAGAAGCUGAGGCGACUGUAAUGGAGCGAUAUCUGGGCUCGAAGCAAGGACCCACAGCUUCACAGGCCCUCCAGAGGAAUCCUAGAGUUAAGUCACUCUUUGACCAACUUGGUUUCGGGCCUCAAGCGAGGGAAGCAGCUGCUGUAGCCCUUAUGAAUAUUUCUGCAGGAGCCAACCCCCAUUGCUUCACUGCUCAACCUCAAAGGUCAUUCUUGGAAAAUGACAAUGCUAUCGUUUUCACAGACGAGGACAUGGAAGUUCCAUACCCGGAUCAUAGGAGGCCGCUUUACCUGGAGGGACAAAUCAAUGAUGUGUUCAUACGGAGGGCUCUGGUAGACACGGGUUCUUCUGUUAACAUCUUGCCUCUGUCUGUACUUACAGCAGCUGGUAUUCCACUAUCCAAGAUCGUGCAGUCCCAAACGAGCAUUAGCGGUUUUGGGAAUCAAAGUGAGGUUACGGUUGGAUAUAUGCAAGUAAAUUUGAAGGUAGGGCCCAUCCGGUCACUUACCAAGUUCUAUGUGGUGGACGUAGAUGUGGCUUAUCAUGCUUUGUUGGGAAGGCCAUGGCUCAACAACAUAAACUUGUGGUCUCUACGUACCAUCAAUGUGUAA